This is a messenger RNA of Olea europaea var. sylvestris, 855 nucleotides long. RefSeq names its product N-terminal acetyltransferase A complex catalytic subunit NAA10-like. Gene Ontology annotation, cellular component: NatA complex. Lineage: Eukaryota; Viridiplantae; Streptophyta; Magnoliopsida; Lamiales; Oleaceae. The record is from RefSeq and is a predicted model, not a curated record. The transcript has 2 exons. Gene Ontology annotation, molecular function: protein N-terminal-serine acetyltransferase activity; protein-N-terminal-glutamate acetyltransferase activity. Bases 71 to 637 code for a protein of 188 amino acids. Gene Ontology annotation, biological process: N-terminal peptidyl-glutamic acid acetylation.
ACCAAAUAAAAAUAUCUCCCCUAAAUUAUUAAUCACUCGGAGUCACGAAAACCAAACCCUAAUCGAAACUAUGGUGUGCAUCAGGAAAGCAACAGUAGAUGAUCUGUUGGCUAUGCAAGAAUGUAAUUUGUUCUGCCUGCCGGAAAAUUACCAGAUGAAAUACUAUUUUUACCACAUACUCUCCUGGCCGCAGCUUCUCUACGUUGCGGAGGACUACAAUGGCAAAAUCGUGGGCUAUGUUUUGGCCAAAAUGGAAGAGGAGAGCUCCGAGUGCCAUGGCCACAUCACCUCGCUUGCCGUGCUCAGGACGCACAGGAAACUCGGCCUCGCGACUAAGCUCAUGACUGCUGCCCAGAAUGCCAUGGAACAGGUGUAUGGUGCGGAGUAUGUGUCACUUCACGUAAGGAAAGGCAAUAAGGCUGCAUUUAAUUUGUAUACAGAGACAUUAGGGUAUACAAUUCAUGACGUGGAAGCGAAAUACUAUGCAGAUGGGGAGGAUGCAUAUGAUAUGAGGAAGCAAUUAAAGGAGAGGAAGCAUCAUCACCAUCACCACCACCAUCAUCAUGGUGGUGCAUGUUGUUCCGGGGAUUUGAAGCCUGGUGAGAAGGCUGCAUCAACAGAAGCCAAAGCAGAGUAAUGGUAAAGUAUUCAGGAUUUGGAUUUUAUCAUGUUACUUAUUAUAUUUACUAUAUGAAAGAAAGUGUACCAAUGAAGUUUCUUUUUUCAGUGGAAGUUCAAAUAAUCUUGAUGGACAUAUAUAUUUAUGGUAAUUUUGUUUUUGAGUUUUGAAACUAUCACUUUUUGCUUACUGAAAAAUUUAGGUGGGGAAUGCUAUAUUUGGAUUUUCGUGUUUAA